AUGAAAACUCUGUUGUUUUUAUUGUGUAUUUCAGUGUGUUCAGCAACCGCUGUGCCGUUAAAAAAUGCGGAAAUCAACUAUCCACGUUUUAUCAAAUAUUCAGAUUACGACGGUGUUAUGCACACCUUGGAUUUAGAGGAGCAACCAGAUACUACAUUAUUAGAAGAUAUCUAUAGAAACCCUGACAAUAACCGAUACCUUCUUUAUACGAGAGACAAUCCUCUGGUAUCUCAGACGCUCGGGUUUAAUAAUACCAAUAGUAUAAUUUUAUCAAAAUUCGACGCCAGGAAACCAAUUGUUGUCAUUGUUCACGGAUGGUUAAGUGAUAAACACGCUAAUUCAAAUAUAGCUCUCACUGAGGUAUUCCUUCGUAAAAGUAAUGUCAAUGUAAUUGUUAUGGAAUGGAGAAGACUCGCUUCAUCCAAUUAUGUAACUGCUACCGCUGGAGUGCCUGCGGUGGGUCGUAGACUAGGAGAGUUCUUAAAAUUCCUCCAUAGUGUUACAGGGGCACCCUAUGAAACUAUGCACCUUAUUGGCUUUAGUUUGGGCGCCCAUGUAGUUGGUAACUCCGGUAGACAACUUGGUGGCAAAGUUGCACGCGUUACAGGUUUGGAUCCAGCAGGGCCUUUAUGGAAUCUCAAUCGAGAUCGUCUUAGAUCAUCUGAUGGCAUUUAUGUUGAAGCUAUUCAUACUGACGGAGGAGUUCUUGGGCUAGGAAUUGGAUCAGCGGUAGCUGAUGCUGACUUCUUCCCCAAUGGCGGCAACUCUCAGCCUGGUUGCUUAACAAGUUUUUGUAAUCACGAACGUGCAUGGCAGUUAUUUGCUUCGAGCGUGACUUAUAACCAUUUCUUAGGUAGAGAGUGCUCAAACAUGCUUCAGGUGUCUUUAAACAGCUGCCGUGGUAAAAUUUUAAAUAUGGGCAAUGAUGAUUUGAGGAAGAAAGGCACGGGAUUAUACAGACUUAAUACGCAAAGAAGCUAUCCUUACUAA
Messenger RNA from Nymphalis io (European peacock), 990 nucleotides. RefSeq names its product pancreatic lipase-related protein 2-like. Gene Ontology annotation, biological process: lipid metabolic process. The coding region runs from base 1 to 990 and encodes 329 amino acids. The transcript has 6 exons. The record is from RefSeq and is a predicted model, not a curated record. NCBI's taxonomy places the organism in Eukaryota, Metazoa, Arthropoda, Insecta, Lepidoptera, Nymphalidae. Gene Ontology annotation, molecular function: lipase activity.